UAAACCGACGUCCCAGGGAGGACAACUUCAGGAAAUAGCGGAAACACUAAACAGUGACAAUAGUGCAGAGUGUGAUUGGACGAGUAGUUCAGAAAAUCAAGAUGGAGGCAGCAGAAGCUCUCAUGAUAGCACCUCUAUGGUCAACACAGAGCUGGUUCAAUUCGCUCCUAGAAUUGUCAGUCGACUGUCCUCGAUUGCUGCCCAAGUCCAAGCACCUCCUGACACUCGGCCAUCUACCACUGAAAGUACACCCACUACUUCAACAAGGCAAGUUGAAACUGGCGGCCUUCCGCUUGUCCGGGAAGUCCUGCAAGGUCAAGGAAUUCAGGGCUCUGCUGCAGACAUCAUCUUGCAUUCAUGGAAAGGUACCACCAAGAAACAGUAUAGGACAUAUCUGCGAAGGUGGAUGCAAUUUUGUUGUGAAAGGGGUAUUAAUUCCAUUUCACCAUCUUUAAAUGAUGGUUUGAGUUUUUUGGAGCUUCUUUAUCAGAAAGGACUGAGUUAUUCUGCUAUAAAUUCAGCACGGUCUGCGUUAUCAUCUGUAGUAAAAGUAGAUAAUGUGCAAUUUGGACAGCAUCACCUUGUCAUCCGAUUUAUGAAGGGUAUAUUCAAUUUAAGGCCUAGCUUCCCCAGAUAUAACGUCACAUGGAAUGUAUCUGUUGUUUUGCAAUAUCUUAAAGCACAAUCUGACUCAGAUUUGAAAGAGCUUACUACUAAGUUGGCUAUGUUACUGUUAUUAUUGUCAGGACGUCUUCAAUCCCUCCAUUUGAUAGACUGUAGAAAUGUAGAUAUUGUAGACAAUAGUAUUAGGAUUAGAUUUGGAGAUUUAUUAAAGCAAACAAGACCUGGACACCAUCAAGAGGAGAUAACCAUCCCUGGAUUUUCAGACAAUAGAUUAUGUGUUGUUAAGUUGCUCAAAGACUAUGUUCAUGUGACUAAAGACCUCAGAGGAGAUGAAACUGCUUUGUUUAUUGCAGUACAAAAGCCUCACAAACGAGUGAGCAAAGACACUAUUUCCCGAUGGAUUCGAGGUGUUCUUGCUGCUACAGGAAUAAACCUGGCAAUGUUUAAGCCUCACAGUGUGAGAUCAGCCUCAACAAGCGCAGCUGCAGCUGCCAAUGUGCCACUCGCCACUAUUUUGAGGACUACUGGUUGGAGUAACCAAUGUGUGUUCAGGCAGUUCUAUGAUAAGCCUAUAUCUGACAAUGGACAAUUCGGAGAGACUUUAUUGUUAAUGGCUCAGAAUGAUAACCCUUAA
Messenger RNA from Haliotis rubra (blacklip abalone), 1258 nucleotides. RefSeq lists its product as uncharacterized. The record is from RefSeq and is a predicted model, not a curated record. Bases 137 to 1258 code for a protein of 373 amino acids. NCBI's taxonomy places the organism in Eukaryota, Metazoa, Mollusca, Gastropoda, Lepetellida, Haliotidae. Gene Ontology annotation, biological process: DNA integration; DNA recombination. The transcript has 2 exons. Gene Ontology annotation, molecular function: DNA binding.